Messenger RNA from Pocillopora verrucosa, 1555 nucleotides. Its product is annotated as inosine triphosphate pyrophosphatase. Gene Ontology annotation, biological process: nucleoside triphosphate catabolic process. Gene Ontology annotation, cellular component: cytoplasm. The record is from RefSeq and is a predicted model, not a curated record. NCBI's taxonomy places the organism in Eukaryota, Metazoa, Cnidaria, Anthozoa, Scleractinia, Pocilloporidae. Gene Ontology annotation, molecular function: nucleoside triphosphate diphosphatase activity.
ACCGUAGCGAAACUGAAGAUCGGCAAACGAGAAUUACCGAUGAAAACAGCUCGCGGGGAGCGGUUAUGAAGAGAUGGCCGAAACAAGAAAUCACGCUGAUUGGAAGAUGUCAUGAGCUAAUAUACGAGAGGCACUGGGAACGAAUUAAUCCUUCCCGCCUCACCAGCGAUAUUUAGUAGUCAUCGAGAAGAUGUCGAGGAAAACGCUAGCAUUUGUCACAGGAAAUCAAAACAAACUAAAAGAGGUGGUUGCCAUCUUAGGGGACUCAUUUCCAUGGAAAGUGGAGUCUAGAAAUAUAGAUUUGCCUGAAUUUCAAGGUGAACCAGACGAGAUAUCUAAGGAGAAAUGCAAAGUUGCUGCGAAAGAGGUUGGAGGCCCAGUCAUAGUAGAAGACACAUGUCUAUGUUUUACAGCAUUAGGAGAUCUCCCAGGACCUUAUGUGAAGUGGUUCUUAAAGAAAUUAGGACCUGAAGGUCUACACAGACUCCUGACAGGAUGGGAGGACAAGUCUGCAUAUGCACUCUGUACUUUUGCAUAUUCAACAGGAAACCUUGAGGACCCUGUUUUACUAUUUAGAGGAAAGACAAUGGGAAAAAUUGUAGAACCCAGAGGUCCAAGGAAUUUUGGAUGGGAUCCAUGUUUCCAACCAGAUGGCUUUAAUCAGACAUAUGCAGAAAUGCCAUCAGAAAUCAAAAAUGAAAUAUCACACAGAGGCAAAGCUCUUAAAGCUUUAAAAGAAUUCUUUGAAGAAGGUGAAGAACCAGAACACAAAAAAGCAAGAAACCUUAAUGAGGAAACGUGAUUUCUGAGUAAUCUCUUCCACUUUACAGUAUCAGUGAUGUACAUUUGACUAGUUUAUUGCUGAAUAAAAAAAAUUCCCUUCUUUCUAUGAGAAAGUCAGUUUGUCACAAUGUUAUUCACUUCAAACUUUUGAACAGAAAAUGUUUGGGCAGGAGGGUAAUAGUUUACCACAAGGUGUGACUGCCCAAGUGAAAAUAGUCCUCAACAUGAGGUGGCCUUAGCAUUAGUGACAGUCAUUACUACUGGCUUAAGUCCCUUUGAAGACUAUCCCACCUGGAUGUAAAGAUACAACUUUGCUGGAAGAGAUGUCUCCAUGAACCCAUCCUGGUUCAUAGAUCUUAAUCAAAAAAGCUUUCAGAAUAACCCUCUCAUUUGUUUUCCACACCCCUAAACCAUUAAUUGCUGAAAAUCCUCACUCAGAUGAGUUUCCUCCUCUUAAUUUUAUUUUAAAAAUUAUUUUGUUUUAUUUGUAAUUACAUACAACAAAUAAUAGUUCUGUAUAUAGGAGAUUCUGAUUGGAGAUUCUGCUCUCCUGCAAAUAUUUCUCAGAUAAUUAAUUUGUCCAAUAUAUAAAAUAUAUAAUUUUUCAAUAUGUAAAAUAUUUUACAAAAUAUUUUAUUCUUCAAGAAGACUCUCAUGUUAUGCAUUUCUCAUAAUCCCACAUGAAAUUUGCCAUAAUUUUUCUACCUUGUUUCAUACUGUUGGAUUUGUAAUAUAAUGAUAGAAUAAUUGUCCAAAUAAAUUCCCAGGACAA